Bombina bombina (fire-bellied toad) is the source of this 4987-nucleotide messenger RNA. It is a transcript of the gene XPR1, whose product is annotated as xenotropic and polytropic retrovirus receptor 1. Gene Ontology annotation, molecular function: inositol hexakisphosphate binding. Gene Ontology annotation, biological process: cellular response to phosphate starvation; phosphate ion transport. The transcript is spliced from 15 exons. The record is from RefSeq and is a predicted model, not a curated record. Bases 292 to 2370 code for a protein of 692 amino acids. NCBI's taxonomy places the organism in Eukaryota, Metazoa, Chordata, Amphibia, Anura, Bombinatoridae. Gene Ontology annotation, cellular component: cytoplasm; plasma membrane; Golgi apparatus.
CCAUGCGCAGUGGGGGAUUUGGCAAGAUGGCGGCGGGGCCACUGUAGGAGGCAGAGCUGAGAGUUUCAUUAGGACGUACAGUGUGCGGCGCCUGCUAUAGAGUCGGAAGUGUUAGACACCGGUACAAUAACUCGCAUCGUGGACACUGCUCACUGCACCAGCGGGGAUCUGGACCGGACAGUGCAGGACACAUGCGCCGGAGCGGUCCCUGGGAUCCACUGUCAGCACCGAGGGAAGCAUCCCGGGGCCCCUGAGGGCCGGGAGCGGGGCCCCUAAGGACCCGGAGUCAAGAUGAAGUUUGCAGAGCAUCUCUCUGCUCACAUCACCCCGGAGUGGAGAAAACAGUACAUCGAAUAUGAGGCCUUCAAGGAAAUGCUGUAUGCGGCACAAGAUCAGGCCCCUUCCAUAGAUGUAACAGAUGAAGACACUGUCAAGAGAUAUUAUGCCAAAUUCGAAGAAAAAUUCUUCCAGGCGUGUGAGAAGGCCCUUGCCAAAAUUAACACCUUUUAUUCAGAAAAGUUAGCAGAAGCACAGCGACGCUCAGCCACGCUACAGAAUGAGCUUCAGUCAUCAUUGGAAGCUCACAGAGAAAGCAGCCGGGUACCCAUCGUCAGGAACCGCAGGAAGGCUGUAUUCACCUUAUCACACGAGGAGCGUGUCCAGCACAGAAAUAUCAGGGACCUGAAGCUAGCAUUCAGCGAGUUCUAUCUCAGCCUGAUACUACUGCAGAACUACCAGAAUCUUAACUUCACAGGGUUCCGAAAAAUACUAAAGAAACAUGACAAGAUCUUGGACACUACACGAGGGGCAGACUGGCGCGUGGCUCAUGUGGAAGUGGCACCGUUCUACACCUGCAAAAAAAUAAAUCAGCUGAUCUCUGAAACAGAGACUGUAGUGACCAACGAUUUAGAAUCUGGGGACAGGCAGAAAGCCAUGAAACGACUUCGAGUGCCACCCCUUGGAGCAGCCCAGCCUGCUCCAGCAUGGACAACUUUUCGAGUGGGUCUGUACUGCGGGGUCUUUAUUGUUCUGCAAAUAGCGGUCGUUGUGGCAGGUUUUAUGGUGUUGAAGAAUGAGAAUGUGUGGCCCCUGGUGAGGAUUUACAGAGGCGGGUUUCUUCUGGUGGAGUUCCUCUUCCUUCUGGGCAUAAACACCUAUGGUUGGAGACAGGCUGGGGUUAACCAUGUCCUCAUCUUUGAACUUAACCCUCGUAACAACCUCUCCCAUCAGCAUCUGUUUGAAAUUGCAGGCUUUUUGGGUAUUCUGUGGUGCCUGAGUCUGCUUUCCUGCCUUUUUGGACAGUCGUUGCAUAUACCGAUGCAGGUGAACCCGCUGGCUCUGUACGGCUUCAUGCUUAUCUUCUUAGUCAACCCCACCAAGACGUUCUACUACAAGUCUAGAUUCUGGCUUCUCAAACUGUUGUUCCGCGUCUUCACUGCUCCUUUCCAUAAAGUGGGUUUUGCAGAUUUCUGGCUGGCUGAUCAGCUUAAUAGUCUGGCGCUCAUCCUCAUGGAUCUGGAGUUCAUGAUCUGCUUCUAUAGUUUUGAGCUUAACUGGGGAGUAACCAAAGGGUUGGUCCAGAAAGAAACUGGGGUGUGUAACACAUAUUCCUACGGAGUGAGAGCUGUGGUUCAGUGUAUUCCUGCCUGGCUACGGUUUAUACAGUGCCUGCGACGAUACCGAGACACCAAACGUGCGUUUCCUCACCUUGUCAAUGCUGGCAAAUACGCCACUACCUUUUUCAUGGUCACGUUUGCUGCACUCUACAGUACUCACAAAGAGCAAAAUCACAGCGAUGCUCAAGCCUUUUUCUUCCUGUGGAUAAUAUUUUACUUUAUCAGUUCCUGCUACACACUAAUCUGGGACUUAAAGAUGGACUGGGGGUUGUUUGACCGUAAUGCAGGAGAGAACACCUUCCUCCGGGAAGAAAUUGUGUACCCCCAAAAGGCGUAUUAUUAUUGUGCAAUUAUACAAGAUGUUAUACUGCGCUUCGCUUGGACAAUUCAGAUAUCUCUAACGACCAUAAACGCCUUCACUGAUGCUUCAGAUAUCAUCGGCACUGUCCUUGGUCCACUUGAAGUCUUCCGCCGCUUUGUGUGGAAUUUCUUCCGACUUGAGAAUGAGCAUCUAAAUAACUGUGGUGAGUUCCGUGCCGUGCGAGAUAUCUCUGUGGCUCCAAUGAAUGCCGAUGACCAAACUCUGCUGGAGCAGAUGAUGGAUCAAGAGGAUGGAGUGAAGAACCGGUCUAAAAGCAAGAUAUGGAAACGCAGUCAGAGCAUAUCUCUGCGUCGACCGCAACUGCCUUCUCAGGGUAAGGGCCGAGAUGCCAAGAUUCUGAUUGAUGACACCGAUGACGAAGCUAACACAUGAAACAGCUGAUAUUGUCAUCGUCCACCCUCAGACCAUCUCAAUCAAGCUGCUGUCAUCCCCAACAUUACGGCUUUCUCUGUCCUCUCUCCACACUACGCCCUCCGGUUGGCCCUUUCCCUAAGUAAAUAAAUUUUCCAUCCACGGAGAGAGGUAACAAGAGAAGCUGCGGACAGACCUUCCCUGCCAGAGGCUACCAGAUUCAGGAUGGAAAGGACUGUCAGUGACCUGGGGGUGAUCGUCCCUCCUGUCUCCUAUUUAAUCUCUUGCCUAAUUCCAAGCAGACUUGAAUUCAUUAUUGAUUUCUCUAGCUGUGGUGCCACUUAAGUACACCAGCCCGUGCUGGCAACGUUCUCACUUUCACAGCUGUUGAUUUAUGUCUUACAUCCAUCACUCUCCCUUCUUUUACAUCCCAACUCACCCUUGUUUGCAUUACAUGAUGGAUAUUUUUUUUGUGUGUGUGUUUGUUCCCACCCCCCAGCAGUGCUGUGUGGGGUCCCAAAAGUGGCUGGGGGAGUGACAGAGAAAAGAGGGAUAUCGUCCCUAUCUUGUACAUCUUCAUCAAUCCAUUGUUUUAAACCAAAGUCUAUUUUCUCUUAAUCUUACUCCUACUUGACUUUUUUGUUUUCACCCCCUCCUCCUGGAUUUGUUCAGAUCUGGAUGCUGGUUUUAUUGGCGCACAGCCAUUUCAUCAUCUGACAGAAGCCAGUGCCUUUUCCGUGCAGGGCACGCGCCAGUCCUGCCAAGGGCCUGUAUUCUGCUCUUUGUAAGAGCUGUGCACUCCGUUUCAUAGCCUCAACAUGCACUGGGGAACAGCGCUGCUUAACCACUUUGUUGCUGAGCAUUUAGGUGGGGUUGAUAGUUGACGACCUCCACAGCAGUGUGAUUAAAGUCUACCUUCUCCCAGUUUACUGUCAGAUAAACAUGUCAACAGUGCAUAGGUUGGUGUGGCACAUACCCCAGUAUCUUAUUGCGGCCUUCUGGGUUAAAUCCAUGUUUGCCAGCAGAUUUGAUCAGAAGUGCUGUUAAAAUGUAUUAGUUCCCCCAGGUUUAGUCCUUAAUACAAAAUGUACACGUUUCAUUAAUGUUACAGAGCUGCCCGGCCUUAUAACUAGUUUGCUUUCUCCAGUUAGUGCAAGGACAAUCUUUACUCUAGACCUCCUUAUGGUGACAGUUUACCUCUUAUUAGAUCCCUUCCUGUCAUAGCCCUUCUCCCCAUCCUCGGAAUGAGGUUACAAAGGAGCAGUGCUACGCUUGUCGCUGUGGUUUGUGACCUCUACUUGUCUUGCUGUAGCUUUGUAUGUGCAUUGCUGUUCAGCUUGGCUUCUCUUGUCCGUGUGCAUGCUUUGUUCCUUGCUUGUCACAUGGGGAUUAUUUGUGCUUUUUAGAAAGGGGCUUAGCUGCUGAGUGUAGGGAGAGGGCACCAGUUGCUCUUCCGGUACAGCCCUAAAAACUGUAACCUGAGAAACCACUUCCCUUAUAGCUGAGGUGCCAACAUUUAUUAUAAUUAAAACCAUCUGUAGCUCCCAAAAUUAGCUGCUCUACCUGGAGAAGCUGAAAUGAUAUUGCAGCACAUUUUAGCCUUUGUUCACCCAAAAUGCAACCCCUCCAGUACCUCUCCAACUCAUCCGCAUCACAUGGUUUCCCUACAACACCAUGACUAGAGGUCUAGGUCAUUUUCUUACAAAUUCUGAGGAUGCCUUCAGAUGCACUUGUAGCAUUUCUAACUCAAACACUUGUGACUUUGCUGAUCACAUUCCCUAAACAUCUUGCAGCUGUUUUUCUUCACAGAAGUGUCUAUUGCAAUGGGGACAAAUAACCGUGUUUGGAUAACUAACAACGAUACGACGAUCAUUUUAUUGCCGAACAAAAAAACUGCACCCUACAAACAUGCAGCGGUUGUUUUUUCCUAUCCAGGGUGCUGCUACCGAUACCCUUGUUGUUUUUUUGUACAUAGUGGGAGACGUGAAAUUGUUCCUUAGUUAUAAAGGACGUUUUAAGUUAACCGGAGCUCCCUCCCUGCCUCAGGCAAAAGCCGGACUCAAAACUUGUGACAAAUGUGUUCUACUUGUGAAGAUGUGAUGUAAGUCUGUGCAACAAGGAAGUCGCAUAUGGAAGAGGGACACGGAAAUACAGGGAAUAAAGGAGAAUCUAAGCACACUCCGUCUCUCCCUGCUCCCCUCUCCAGCUUUCCCCACUGUGAAGCUUUCUUCCUGGUAGAUGUCUUCAGUAUAAGCACUGUGACUUGUUCUAUUUCUGGUGCAUUCCUAUCCCUUGCCCCUUCCAUAUGUCUUUUUUUCCAUGUUUUUCUCUUUACCUUUAUUUUGUUGUUUUUCCUCUCCAUGUCUUGCAUACUCCCCAGUGGUUCUUUACACUUUGAUAGUAGAGACCACGGACUGCGCCCUGCUUGCUUGUCUCUCUGUGACUGUGCUUCUAGCUUUCUAUUCCCCUUUGAUGGAUAUAAAGUACCUUUUUUUUAAUACUGUGGAGUACUUUCUGGUCAGUAGGAACAUUUGGCACAAAGUGCUUCUGGUUUGUAGAUUGUAUAAAACAGAAAUUUAUGUGGCUUUAUGUGUUCUUUUCUUUUUUUUGUUUUUUUUUUGGUAAAAGAAAAAAGAAA